This is a messenger RNA of Physcomitrium patens, 96 nucleotides long. Lineage: Eukaryota; Viridiplantae; Streptophyta; Bryopsida; Funariales; Funariaceae. The record is from the annotation of a RefSeq genome assembly.
AUGCUUACUAUAAUUAGUUAUUUUGGCUUUUUAUUUGGUGCUUUAACUUUAGCUUUAAUUUUAUUUAUUGGUUUAAAUAAAAUACAACUUAUUUAA